Messenger RNA from Megalobrama amblycephala (Wuchang bream), 609 nucleotides. Its product is annotated as counting factor associated protein D-like. The record is from RefSeq and is a predicted model, not a curated record. NCBI's taxonomy places the organism in Eukaryota, Metazoa, Chordata, Actinopteri, Cypriniformes, Xenocyprididae. The transcript is spliced from 3 exons. The coding region runs from base 16 to 594 and encodes 192 amino acids.
GCUUCAGAUUGCACUAUGUGGCAUCUUCUGGCUUUUUCUUUUUUCGUCCAGUUUGAGAAGAUGGAGGAUUACGCAGGCGUUCAGUGUGAGGUCUGGAAGAAGGUCACACAGGCUAGUCAUAAGAAGAACACAUAUCGUCAGUGGGUCAAACUUCCAGAGGGAAGUGAUUCCCCAGCCGUCCCGUACCACUUUGAGAUGGAGGGCUUCAACACUCUUUUGGAGUCCCACAAUGACAAAUACAUGAUUGACUACAGUGACUUCAGCUCACAAACUGAAUCAGACAUUUUCACACCCCCUGGAGGAAUGACCUAUGAGGAGUUUCCGGAUCCUCCUGAGGAGCAUCAAAUAUUGGCCAAUCCCCUUCAAGACUAUGUCAGCACCUCCCCUGUUAGCCACGCCCACCGAUUGUUCGGCCCCUUUAAGGAGAAGUUUGAGCGUCAGUAUGAAAGUGAGAAGGAGCACGAGGAGCGCGAGAACAACUUCAUACAUACUCUUCGGUAUGUGCACUCUAUAAACAGAGCCGGUCUUACAUACAGCGCCGGUAUCAAUCACUUCUCCGACUGGUCAAAGGAAGAGAGGAAGAAGUACUGUUAAAAUUGAUUAGUUGAU